Molecule: messenger RNA, 678 nt
Organism: Symbiodinium necroappetens
Lineage: Eukaryota; Dinophyceae; Suessiales; Symbiodiniaceae
Source: the annotation of a GenBank genome assembly
AUGGCGAUGACACAGCAACCAAACCUGGCUAGAUCGCGGUACAACGCCGCCUUCACCUCGUCGAUCUUCGAGCCGCCUCCAGCACCGGAUGCGGCCUCCUUCGUGCCAGCAGGAAAACGUCGUGACCAGACGACGGGAGAGCUGUUUGGCAACUACGACGAGAAGGACCUGCGCGCCAUGCCGAAGACUUUUGUUCCCAAGGAGGACAACAGGUCGGCCCGAGCUCGCAAGCAGCAGUUCCUUUGUUCCCAGGUGCUGCCUGCUAGCAACUACCCGGCUCCCGCACCACAGGCACGAGAGCGGAAGCCCAAUGCAGGCUACGUCGAGGACGAAGACGAUGAGUCUCGAGUAGACACAGCGAUGGUGCGGCAGAUGCAGUUGUCGUCGAACAUGUUCGGCCGGUCUGCUCCAGAGGUGAGCGCCGAGACCGUCCACGACCGUGGCAACCGGCUGAUGCCAAACGACUUCGUGUGGCACAGUCACCCAGAGAAGCCGCUGUCACCAACGUACAAAGAUGGGAAGACGCACGCCGACCGCGCCUACGAGCAGAAGUGCUCUCAGGUCUUCGAGUACCAAUCCCCUGAGGUGCGGAAGAUGCAUGCGGACCAAAAGCGCCAGGAGCGCCGGGAGGCGCCUGCGACAAGAGAGAUAGGAGAUCCACGCAGCCGCCACGAGUAG